This is a messenger RNA of Aspergillus sclerotioniger CBS 115572, 1674 nucleotides long. Its product is annotated as putative serine peptidase, family S28. Gene Ontology annotation, molecular function: serine-type exopeptidase activity; dipeptidyl-peptidase activity. The record is from RefSeq and is a predicted model, not a curated record. Lineage: Eukaryota; Fungi; Ascomycota; Eurotiomycetes; Eurotiales; Aspergillaceae. Gene Ontology annotation, biological process: proteolysis. The transcript has 3 exons. Bases 1 to 1674 code for a protein of 557 amino acids.
AUGCCUUCGUACUCGGCAUCGAUAGCAGCCAUCGGCGCUUUCCUGCUUUCGCGGCCCGUUGUGGCUUCGGGGCUGGGAAAAUCACCUUUCGGUUGGGGAGUUCAGUCGCUUGCUCACUUUGGUCUGAGCCCCGACCUUGUAAUAGAUAAUCAGCAGAGCAUUCAUUCUUUAGUUUCGCACUCGGCCAUGACGGCUGCAUUAGAAACUGAAUAUGUCACCAUCCCUCUUGACCAUGACAACUCAUCUGCUGGCACGUAUGAGAAUCGUUUUUGGGUCAAUGAUGAGUUCUACAAGCCCGGGAAUCCCAUCAUGGUAUACGACGCAGGGGAGACGGACGGGGACGCAGUAGCUCAGGCGUACCUGACGUCCACGUUAUCCUUCUUCAGAGGAUUAUUGGAAGAGCUUGAUGCCAUGGGAAUUGCCUGGGAGCACAGAUACUAUGGAGAGUCGACCCCGGCUCCCAUCUCCUACGAUUCACCACCGGAGACCUUUCAAUACCUCAACACUAAGCAGGCUCUCGCAGAUCUUCCAUACUUUGCCAGCAACUUCAGCCGCGAGAAAUACCCUGACAUUGACUUGACUCCGCAGGGCACACCGUGGAUCAUGGUGGGCGGUUCGUACGCUGGGAUUCGCGCUGCCUUGACUCGCAAUGAAUAUCCGGAGACCAUAUAUGCUGCCUUUUCCUCGUCGGCUCCGGUGGAAGCCCGGAUCAAUAUGGCCAUGUACUGGGACCAAGUCUAUCGUGGAAUGAUCGCCAAUGGAUGGACCAACUGCACUCAAGAUAUCCGCGCUGCUUUGGACUAUAUCGAUGAUCAACUGUCGGACGAAGAGACCGCCUCCUCCAUCAAACAACUGUUCUUCGGGUCCGGCGCCGAAAUCAACUCGAACGGUGAUUUCACUGCAGCUCUAACGGGUAUAUAUGGCUUCUUUCAAAGUUACGGGAUGUCAGGAGGUGCCGGAGGACUAGGCUCGUUCUGCACGUAUCUCGAAGUUGACCCCGAGACGAAUGGUACGACAGGGCCAGACGGGCUUGCUCCACUCUAUGGCGGCCAAUAUGUUGCUGAACGCUGGGCACAAUGGCCGGUCUUCACCGAGCUGGUGAAUGAAAACAUGGACACCAACUGCCGGUCCCUUAAUGAGUCGGCACCACUGGAUUGCGAUUUUUCAAAGCCAUACGGCGAUCCCUCAGCCAUCAGUUGGACCUGGCAGUACUGCACCGAAUGGGGCUUCUACCAGGCCAAUAAUGACGGACCACACGCGCUGCUGUCGCGAUACCAGACCUUGGAAUACCAGCAGGAAUUGUGUAACCGUCAGUUCCCUAGCGCGGUCGUGAAGGGAUUACUGCCGCCUCAACCGCUGGUGGAUGAUGUCAACCAAAGGUUCGGGGGCUGGACGAUCCGCCCCUCCAAUGUUUACUUUAGCGGAGGGGAAUUCGACCCUUGGAGGACGUUGUCCAUUCUCUCGACGGAGGAUAUUGCCCCUCAGGGGGUGCAGUUUUCGACCACGAUUCCCGGGUGCGGGGUUGAGACAAGCGAGAACACGGUCUUUGGGUACAUUAUGGAAAACUCGGAACACUGCUUUGACUUUCAGUCCACCCCGACUGCUGGUAAGCUAUCACGAGGCCUCUUUACGUCAGCCAUGCUGGAAUGGCUGCCGUGCUUUGGACAGGAGUGA